AUGGUGGGAGAGGAGCUGGAACAACAGACAAGACAAACAUCGUUUAAAGACUGCCGGUCGGGGUAUGCUGACAACACCGGAGCAUGUCAGUAUUACAGGCGUCACGUAGUUAUGCCAUACGAGAAGCAGAAAAUAAAUAUAGUGAAAAAGCAAGUGACAGAGGACAUGCUGAAAGAAUAUGUUGAGAUAUUUAUCACUGAGACAGACACCAUUUUAUUGCUGGACAUGUACCCCACUUUUGUCUCCGUGGAAGUUGAUAAUGCAGAAUCUCUCAUAGAGAGAAAUCAUUGGUAUACGGGAAUUUGUAAGACCAGAACAAAAAACGCUAAGUAUGUGGAUCGAUCCAUGCAGACAUUAAACUUUGCAACAAAAAGCAAACAGCUCCAAAGCUACAACACCGUCAUGGUGGAAGCAGCCACCACUGUUUCCUAUUGUGAUAUACACCACAGCUCGGAGGAAGAUGGAAAAACAAACAGGCCUGAGAUUGACUAUGCAGAGGCUAUUCUGGAUGCUAACAAAAGUGCAGAAAGGAGCCUGUCAGUUGGCAGUACAUCUACUUAUGUCAGCACUUCUAACUCCCAGAAAGAAGUUGACGUAUUCAAAAACUGGAUAAACAAUGAGUUGGACUUGAAUUUCAUCUUGUUGUCUGAGAAAUUCCAACAUUCUCUACUUGUAAUGGAGAGGAAUGUCCUGUGGAACAUCUUCCAAUAUCAGUUGGCUGCUUACAGACAAUUUUCCCUAUUAAAAGAACCAGACGGCUUUAAGCAUCCUCAGCAAGUGGAGCAGGAACAUGGGGAUAAAGAAGUUUGUCAAUCUCCAGCCCUGGAAUGUCUAUGGAUUUUCAGUUGUGAGCUUUGCAGAGGAUAUUGCAUCAGCAGCAUGGGUUGGAAUAAGAAGAAUCCGUGGCCUGAGCAUAUUAUCCAAUGUGAGAGUGCUGUGACUUCUCUGGAUUUCUCAGCCACCUGCCCCAGUCAGCUUGCUGUGGGGAUGUACGAUGGCAGCAUAGCUAUCUAUGACUUGCAGAGUCCAAAUAACAAUGAUUGCCCAAAUAAGCACUUUGGGCCAGUUUGGCAGCUCAGGUGGAACAAGCAAGAGCUAAACUUGAUAGGUGAAGAGAAGGAAGAGACUCUCUUCUCUGUUGGUGCAGAUGGCAGGAUCACCAAGUGGUUUGUCCUCAAUGGUGGCCUUGACUGUAUAGACCUGAUGAAACUUGACAAAAUCAGCAAUACAAAGAGGAAAUCUGGAGGAAACAAGACAAAGGAGACAAGAAAAAAAAUUCUGUCUGCAGUGACUCCCGGUCUGUGUUUUGACUUUCAUCCAACAGAUUACAGUAACUACUUGACAGGCACAUGGGAAGGUCUCAUCCACAGGUGCUCCUGUUCAAACAGUCAGCAGUCUUUGGAGACUUAUCAAAAGCAUUUUUCUGCUGUGAACUGUGUCGUAUGGUGUCCACUCCAUCCUGGUAUGUUUCUGAGCUGCGGAGCUGACUGGACCAUCCAUCUAUGGCAUCAGGACCGCCUGAACCCUAUAAUUUGCUUCACCUCUGCCCAUAGGGCCGUGUGUGACAUUAAAUGGUCCCCACAGAAGGCCACAGUAUUCGGAGUUGCUUAUGAGGGGCAGCUUGAAAUCUGGGACCUGAGUUCAAAUUUACUCGACCCAGUCAUAAUAGAGCCUGCUGCUCCUGGCGUGAAGAUGACAUCUCUGAUGUUUGCCUCAGAGACAGACUGUAUUGUUGUUGGGGACAGUGAUGGACAUGUGACUGUCUAUCAAAUCAAGAAUCUCGGUGUUGGGAAGAGAAGCCAGAUGGACGUUCUGGACAACCUCCUCCGCUCUGCAUUUUCCACAUAACUACAAGAGAGUGAUGAUACCCAUGUGUCAUAUGGGGCUAUGUUAAAAAUUCUACAUCUUUGAUAUGAAGAGUGGGCAUUGCAGUGACGAUUGGGCUUCUUUUCUGAUCUUACAGUCAUUUUUGUUGAGAAAAUGUGGAGUCUCCAAAGUGUACUUAGCAUCAUAGGAUAACAGCAAAUCACAUAAAUGAAAUGUCAGAAAAUGCAUUUGAUGUAUUUUAUAAAAUAACUAACAAUUAUUAAACUUAAUAGUCGCUUCUUUGUCUCUCACCAUUUAAAAAUGUUUUACUCUCCAGGUUUACCUUAUUGUCGGACUGAGUAUAAUUCUUUUUCAACACAAUAGAAAAAAUAACU
Messenger RNA from Menidia menidia (Atlantic silverside), 2201 nucleotides. The record is from the annotation of a GenBank genome assembly. Lineage: Eukaryota; Metazoa; Chordata; Actinopteri; Atheriniformes; Atherinopsidae.